GAUCGGCGCGCCGCUCUCGUCUAUGUCGCGCGCUUCUGUGUGGGGCGUUCAGCUCGGCGGCGUCGCGCCUACCUACCAGCUCCAGGAAUGGACUGACUUUCUAGCUGCACCGCCACCGACGAACCCGAUCCGUUUCCCCAGGACGCAUCGCUUCAAAGGAUAAACACCCCGAGCCCGGACCGCCUCGGCCUCAUUCACCGUCUGAGCUGCUCCGCAGAUCGGGUCUGCUUUUUUUUAAUCUCCCGCUACUCGUGCGACUUAUAAGGAGCCGUCGGACGAAACGGGAUUCAACUUAGACGAAAGCGCAGACAUCUUGUUAUUUCUGAGAAUCAGACGGUGUUUUUUUUCACCGUCCUCUGUACUCCUCGCCAGCGCAGCGGCGGGUGGCCGGAGACGGCGGGCUGAAGGCGCUCGACGGGCCAGCACACGGCGAAGCGAGAAGCCAUUUCCCUCGGCGGCGGGCUACGGGCUGACGCCGCGCCGCGCCGCGCCGCUCCGCGCACAGCCUCAUUAAUUUACAUGCGCUGAACUGGCUUCGCUGCCGCUGGUGCGUCAGCUUUUGAAGAAUUAGCUAGCCUAGCCAGCGCUGGCGGUGGCUUCCUGUCUGCAGCCGCGCUAACUACGGGGCCGGGACGAGCACCGCCGACUGCUCCCGCACCACCCGCUUCACACUCGGACUCGUUCACGUCGCCGACGGCGGAAAAGUGCACCACGUCCCGCCACCGUCGUAUUUCGGGGGUCGCUAGCAGCUGUUAGCUGUUACCCUGCUAACGCUGGACAGCUCCUGGUUAAGGCUGGGCUAGUUUUGGACAAAGGACCAACGCGAGGAGCAAAUAUAAACACGGGGCUCACUGUUAAUCGUGUUUGUGAAGGAGAGCAACAAACAAGGAACUGACAUGAUGUUUCCACAAUCAAGACACUCCACUUCAUCGCAGCCGCUGAAAUUCACAACCUCUGACUCCUGUGACAGGAUCAAGGAUGAGUUCCAGUUCCUCCAAGCACAGUAUCACAGCUUGAAGCUUGAGUGUGACAAGUUGGCCAGCGAGAAGUCAGAGAUGCAGCGCCAUUAUAUCAUGUACUAUGAGAUGUCCUAUGGGCUCAAUAUUGAGAUGCACAAACAGGCGGAGAUCGUGAAGAGAUUGAAUGGGAUCUGUGCACAAGUCCUGCCCUACCUGUCCCAGGAGCACCAGCAGCAGGUCCUGGCAGCCAUAGAGAGAGCCAAGCAGGUCACCCCUCCAGAGAUGAACACCAUCAUAAGGCAGCUCCAGGCUCACCAGCUGUCUCAGCUCCAAGGCCUGGCUCUGCCCAUGACCCCCCUGCCGCUGGGCCUGAGCCAGCCGACCCUCCCUGCCGUCACCACCUCCUCCGGCCUCUUCUCCCUCUCCUCCCUGCUGGCCUCCCAAGCCCAGCUGGCCAAGGAGGAGAAGGCGUCACGCGACGGGGUCGACAGCCACCGGGAGGAGGACGGAGACAAGUCCGAUUAGAUGGCGUUUCCCAUUCAGCUCUGUUUUUACCCAGAGACCUGAAUCCCCCGAUCCAAGCCCCCUCGGCCUCCAGCCUCUCUCCUGCUCUCUCUCUCUCUCCUGCUCUCUCUCUCUCUCUCUCUCUCUCUCUCUCUCUCUCUCUCUCUCUCUCUCUCUCUCUCUCUCUCUCUCUCGCUCUCGCUCUGACCCCGGCUAACAUGGGCAUCAAUCCCAUCACCACAGCUCCAGCUACAGACCCCUAACCAACUCAAUGAGGAGAGCUUAUGUCAGACCAGCCCUCAUUUCUUCAUAUAACCACACCAGGAUUGUUUUGUCAUCCUCUCUUCUCUAGGUCUCUGUUUUGUGUACACUCUGUCCCUUUUUUUCAAAAACUUUUUUAUAUGAUUACGCUUUUUCAGUUUAUUUUUUUUUAACUACUGCUUUCUAUUUCUGCUCUUUCCUGCCUCCCUGUUGCUGUUAUUCCACUUUUUCCGCGUCCAUGCCUCGCUUCCUCCCAGUCCUCUGCCAACCUCUUGCCUCUGUUCCUUUGUAGGCUGCACUGCUUUGAGCGCGCUGUACAAUAGGUGACAAAACAGGUUAAAUGUUAAACACAGGGAUUCUUUGGCAAGCUCCUAAACUUGUCGGACACAACGCAGCAUUCUUGUACCUGAGGUAAACGUGUGGCAGAGAUCAGCAGUGUUUUUAGCAGGACGCAUGUGCCCAGCGUUUAAAGUUUGAAUGGUCCCAUCAGUGGUUAACCUUUGCCCUAAUGCCCAAUCUAAAGAGAGGAAGUUGGUACUUGUACUGCUGUGUAAAGCUAAAGUUACAUCUUAACCAAAAACUUUUAGAGCAGAAGAUGUCUGCCGUCGACAAACUCGAGAUUUUGUGUAUUAUCCUAAAUUUCUCUGAGGGAAAGCACCUUCUUAGAGCCGGCGUCACGCUGAGAGUUAUCCAUCUAGAUGACAACCCCCCUCAGUAAGUAGUUCCCCUGACCUAUGGUUCCUUCCUGACCCGUAGUACAUAAAUCCACCUAGCACCUUAGCUGACUGGCAUUUUCAUCAUCAGUAGUUAAACAAAGCUGAGCUGGGACGACGUGCAGCGGGGAGAGGACGCGCCUCCGCCUCCUCCGUCUCUAAUGGGCGCUGAUGUCAGAGCGGAGGCGGGCGCGGGCGUGCAUGUUGUGUGUUUGACAGCAGAGGGCAGCGUGCGUCUUUGAAGGAUCCUCUCUGCCAGUUUCAGGGCCCGAGCGGAACGCGGGCCUGUCCCAGCAUUAAACAGCAGCACGGUCCCUGGACAGAAUCGGGCAGAUGAAGCACAAACGCCGGCUCCCCUGCACACGCAGGUGUUUUCACUUACUCUGUGCGAUUAGACAUCAGGUGGAGGUUUCGGUGGAGCAUGUCCCCUCUCUGUUUUAAUGUCUGCAGUGGAACUAAAUCCAUAGACUGUUUAGAUUGGCUCAGACUUUGGCUUUGUUUAAUGGCUGAUGUGCAGGUUUAUUACAUCCAUGAUAAUACUGAGACAUUUCAAGUCUGUGGGUUCAGGUUGUGACGGUGACGUUGGUGGGAUGCUCAUCGUUGUGUCAGCACAAACCGCGUGUAUAAAUCGCUGUACAGGUUCGAUGGUCGGUGGUUGAACCACAGAUGGAACGCGUUGCUGUCCUUCCUACAGCUGAAGCGAACUCACUAUUCUGCCUGUGAAUGAAGCCCCGCCCCCUCAUCCAGCUACUUACUGUACAUUUAGUGGCUGCAGAGCAUGUAGACACACACACACACACACACACACACACACACACACACACACACACACACAGACACACACACACACACACACACUUAUCAGUGCAUGCCUGCAGGGGAACACACAUCAAUUUCUUGUUUGGUCCAAAUUUUCUGUGAAUGAUGCACUUGUUUUAUUUGAACUUUUUUUUUCUUUUUGUAUGUCGAUUGAUAUGAACCAGAACUAGAAAUAAAAAGCUGAUGAUAGACAGAUACAGUGGAAAAUCUUCUGUAUUUGUUAAAGUGGUGCGUGUGUCGCUGUAACGCAUCAGUGUCAGUUUGUCUCACACCUGCGCUCGCCGCUGGCUGAUCAGCAGCACGGUCCCUGUGCACAGAAUCAAGCAGAUGAAGCACAAACGCCGGCUCCCCUGCACACGCAGGUGUUUUCACUUACUCUGUGCGAUUAGACAUCAGGUGGAGGUUUCGGGAAAUGAUGUGAUGAUAACGUGACGUGAGCAGAACUCUAGCUGAGUUAACGAGCGCUCCAGAUUUACUACCCGCAGCGCCUCGUGUCCUCAUGUGCUUUAUGUUAGGGGCCAAGUGGUUUCUUCCCUUUCCUGUAAUUAUGAUUCCGCAUGUGAUCACCAUUUACACGCCAGACACUGAACUGAUACAUAUGUGACAUGUUCACAGCGCGAGAGGUGGAAGUGCGUGUGUGGGAGGACGCCCGUGUGUAACACGAAGCCCUCUGUAGCAAAUUACAGGGGGGGUUUCAACACACACACACACACACACACACACACACACACACACACACGUUUUGUUAACUUUUCCCCGCUCCAUUAAAUGAAAAAGCACAGUUCUUUUGGGCUCAGACUUUGGCUUUGUUUAAAGGCUGAUGUGCAGGUUUAUUACAUCCAUGAUAAUACUGAGACAUUUCAAGUCUGUGGGUUCAGGUUGUGACGGUGACGUUGGUGGGAUGCUCAUCGUUGUGUCAGCACAAACCGCGUGUAUAAAGAGCUGUACAGGUUCGAUGGUCGGUGGUUGAACCACAGAUGGAACGCGUUGCUGUCCUUCCUACAGCUGAAGCGAACUCACUAUUCUGCCUGUGAAUGAAGCCCCGCCCCCUCAUCCAGCUACUUACUGUACAUUUAGUGGCUGCAGAGCAUGUAGACACACACACACACACACACACACACACGUAUCAGUGCAUGUCUGCAGGGGAUCCCACAACAAUUUAUUUCUAGUGGAGACUUUUUAAUGUUUGGUCCAAAUUUUCUGUGAACGAUGCACUUGUUUUAUUUGACCUUCUUUCCUCUUUUUGAUUUUAUAUAUUAAUCGAUAUGAACUAGAACAAGAAUUAAAAAGCUGAUGAUAUAAACAUACAACAGAAAUUCUAUGUAUUUGUUAAAGUAGUUGGAGGUGCUCGCCUUUGUAUACAGUUAUACAUAGAAAGCUUUAUGUGUAUAUGGCUGCAUCUUCUCUUGUCUGUCCUGGAUGAUUGUUGUGCUAUUGUGUUACAAAACUAAUGUGACACCGGGGGGGGGGGGGGGACUGCAGUGUGUUGACCUUUGACCCUUUGACCCUCUCCCAUCUUUUUACACCCAUUCCACAUCCUACCCUCCCAACCUCUUGCCCCAUAGCGUGAAGCAUUGUAAGCGUUUUGAGCUUUGUAAAGGUCUUUUUUUUAAAACACUUAUUUUGUGUAUAAUGUAAAACCUGAAAGUGUGUACUUUGGCAAAAACGUUUUGUGUCUGAAAUCAUAGCUUCAUUUAAACAAACAAACAAACAAAAAAACUCUAAAAAGUACAAAAACAUUUACUAUAAGUAAUAUGAAAUGUUCUGCAGUAAGGAAGGACUUCUGGUGCCUUACAAAUAAAGUCAAUCAAACCAUU
Molecule: messenger RNA, 5073 nt
Organism: Betta splendens (Siamese fighting fish)
Lineage: Eukaryota; Metazoa; Chordata; Actinopteri; Anabantiformes; Osphronemidae
Gene: tle5
Product: TLE family member 5, transcriptional modulator
Exons: 7
Coding region: 897-1484 (195 amino acids)
Biological process (GO): regulation of DNA-templated transcription; negative regulation of canonical Wnt signaling pathway
Cellular component (GO): nucleus; transcription regulator complex
Molecular function (GO): transcription corepressor activity; protein binding
Source: RefSeq, a predicted model, not a curated record